This is a messenger RNA of Lasiodiplodia theobromae, 1818 nucleotides long. Its product is annotated as AMP-dependent synthetase/ligase. The record is from RefSeq and is a predicted model, not a curated record. NCBI's taxonomy places the organism in Eukaryota, Fungi, Ascomycota, Dothideomycetes, Botryosphaeriales, Botryosphaeriaceae. The transcript is spliced from 7 exons. Bases 1 to 1818 code for a protein of 605 amino acids. Gene Ontology annotation, molecular function: long-chain fatty acid-CoA ligase activity; long-chain fatty acid transmembrane transporter activity.
AUGCCACUCCCCCUCCUCCUCCCCGCCGCAGCCGCCGCAGGCACGCUCGCCGCCACCGCCUACCUGGACGCGCGCCUAGGGCUGGGCUACGACAUCUCGCUCCUGCGGUCCUACGGCCACGCCGCCUACGCCGCCAUCAGCGCUGAGCGACGCGGCCGCCUCUCGCCCUUCUACGAGCUCGAAGCCCUCGCGCAAUCGCCCAAGACGGCCGACGACGUAUUCUUGCUGCUUCCGAGCUACCACCACAACCCUUCCCACCCUUCGACGACCACGACCGCAGCCGCACCCGCUGCUGACCAACAAAACACCACUACCACCAGCAACAAUGGCGACAUCACCCUCACACGCUGGACCUACCGCCAACUCCACACCGCAGCCCAGCGGCACGCGGCGUACCUGCGGCGCGCGCACGGCGUGCGGCCGGGGGAGGUGGUGGCGCUGGACAUGGCCAACGGGGCGCGCUUCGUGAUCGCGUGGUUCGCCGUGUGGGCGCUGGGCGCGGUGCCGGCCUUCAUCAACUGCCACCUGCGCGGCGCGGCGCUGCUGCACUGCGUGGGCGUGUCGACGGCGCGGUUGGUGCUAGUAGAAGAAGAGGAGCUGGUGGGCGCAGGAAAGUACGCGGUCGGUGGGGAGGUGGCGGCGGCGUUGGCGAAGGGGGAGUUUGUUGGCGAGGGGCAGGUGAGGAGGGUGGUUGAGGUGGUGGGGUUGGGAGGGAGGUUGGAUGAGGUGUUGGAGAGGGAGGAAGGCGGUACGACGGGCUUGCCGAAGCCGGCGGUCGUGAGCUGGGAUGUGCUGUAUACGUGCAUGCCCCUCUACCACACCUCCGCCUCCAUGCUCGCCCUCCUCUCAACCCUCUUCUCCCAAACCACCCUCGCCCUGGGCCGGCGCUUCUCCGCCACCCGCAUCCUCCACGAACUGCACGCCACGCGCGCCACGCACCUCCAAUACGUCGGCGAAACGCUGCGCUACCUCCUCUCCACCCCCGCCAACCCUGCCCUCGACUCCACGCACCGCGUGCACACCAUCUUCGGCAACGGCCUGCGGCCCGACGUGUGGCAGCGCUUCGUCACGCGCUUCAACAUCCGCACCGUCGCCGAGUUCUACGCCGCGACAGAGGGCCCCGGCGGCAUGUGGAACAAGUCGUGUAACGGCUUCUCGGCGGGCGCCGUGGGCCGCAACGGCUGGCUGUCCGAGGCCCUCAUCUGGGGCCGCUUCCAGGCCUGCGUCGCCGUCGACGCCGCCACCGGCGCCGCGUACCGCGACCCGCGCGACGGUCGAUGCGUGCGCGUGCCGGCGGGUACCGCUGGCGAGUUGCUGUACAAGCUCGACCCGGACGACGUGUGCCGCCGCUUUCAGGGCUACUUCAAUGAUGAGGGGGCGACGAAUAAGAAGGUGCUGCGCGAUGUUUUCGAGCCCGGUGACGCCUGGUUCGCGACGGGCGAUGUGCUGAGGCGAUGUGAAAAGGGCCGCUGCUGGUGGUUUGUGGAUCGCCUGGGCGAUACUUUCCGCUGGAAGAGCGAGAACGUCGCUGUUUAUGGCGUGUUGGUGCCUGGUCAGGAUGGGCGUGCGGGUUGCGCCGCGGUGGUGCUUAGAGAGGGCGGUAGUAGUGACGAGAGAACACAACUAUCCAGGGUGACGUCGGCGUUGGCGGUGACGGGUACGAACAAGCCACAAAAGCAUCUGUUGCAGAAGGAUGGCAUCGACCCGGAAGUCGUGGAAGUUAAAGGAGACCGGAUAUACUGGCUCAGAGACGGGAAGUACGAAAGAUUUGGAAAGAAAGAGUAUGAAAGAUUACAGGGUGGAGGUGUGAAGUUGUGA